GUAAAUUUCCUUCUGUAGGGUUUUUUAGCAGGGCUGUAUAAAGCCCCCGCUAGCAUCUGAAAAAAGUUCCUUCUGUGUUGGCUGUGUGUCGACCGGUGAUUCGUCGGGACCGUAGAAUCAUCCGCCUGCAACCAUGGGUAUUUCUCGGGAUUCCAUGCACAAGAGGCGUGCGACUGGAGGAAAGAAGAAGGCUUGGAGGAAGAAGAGAAAGUAUGAGCUUGGAAGACAACCUGCAAACACAAAGUUGUCGAGCAACAAGACUGUCCGCAGGGUGAGGGUCCGUGGAGGUAAUGUGAAGUGGCGUGCCUUGAGGCUGGACACAGGAAACUUCUCGUGGGGCAGUGAGGCUGUCACCAGGAAGACUCGUAUUCUGGACGUUGUUUAUAACGCGUCCAACAAUGAACUGGUUAGGACCCAGACUUUGGUGAAGGGUGCUAUUAUUCAAGUUGAUGCUGCGCCUUUCAAGCAGUGGUACCUCCAGCAUUAUGGGGUGGACAUCGGUCGCAAGAAGAAGGCCGCUGCCAAGAAGGAAGGAGAGGAAAAUGAGGCUGCUGCUGGGGAAGAGGCUAAGAAGAGCAACCAUGUUCUAAGAAAACUUGAAAAGAGGCAACAGGACCGUAAAAUUGACACUCAUAUCGAGGAGCAAUUUGGUGGUGGCCGUUUGUUGGCGGCAAUCUCCUCCCGCCCAGGCCAGUGUGGGCGUGCUGAUGGUUAUAUUCUGGAGGGCAAGGAGUUGGAAUUUUACAUGAAGAAAAUCCAGAAGAAGAAAGGAAAGAGUGCCGGGGCCUCUUAAAUUACUUGGAGCUCCUUGUAAUUUUCCAUUUUUCCGCACAACUGUUGCUUUCUUUGUCAUUGCAAUGAGCAGGACAAUACUUUGCUUGAGCUUUAGAGAUAUGUUGGACUAUUACCAUUUGUGGCGAAUGUGAGAUUUUGUUUUUGUGUACAAUUAACCAAGCUUCCGUAUUUUGUUGGCUGAUUAAUUGCUUUAGCCUCUAGUUUUUGUUGCUAUCAUUUUCAUUUGUUACUUGUUUACAAUUUCAUUUCUUUUUAUGCAAAUUCCAUAAUGGAUCUAGGUCAAUCGAUUAGCACUUUAAACACUGUUAUUUGCUCAUCCAUUUAUCUUUAUCGAUCAGGG
Molecule: messenger RNA, 1135 nt
Organism: Striga asiatica
Lineage: Eukaryota; Viridiplantae; Streptophyta; Magnoliopsida; Lamiales; Orobanchaceae
Source: the annotation of a GenBank genome assembly